Molecule: messenger RNA, 2190 nt
Organism: Phyllostomus hastatus (greater spear-nosed bat)
Lineage: Eukaryota; Metazoa; Chordata; Mammalia; Chiroptera; Phyllostomidae
Gene: XKR5
Product: XK related 5
Exons: 8
Coding region: 1-2190 (729 amino acids)
Biological process (GO): phosphatidylserine exposure on apoptotic cell surface; apoptotic process involved in development; engulfment of apoptotic cell
Cellular component (GO): plasma membrane
Source: RefSeq, a predicted model, not a curated record
AUGCACGCGGGGCUCCUGGGGCUCUCCGCCCUGAUGCUGGCGGCCGAGCAGAGCGCGCGCCUCUGCGCCGCCGUGUACUACUUCGCCACAGGACAGCUGCUCUGGGCGUGGCUGACCUUCGCGGUGCUGCUGCCCGGCUUCCUGGUCCAGGGCCUGAGCUACCUGUGGUUCCGAGCAGACGGACAGCAAGGUCACUGCGGGCUGGUCACGCUGCACCUCCUGCAGCUCGGCGUGUGGAAGCGGCACUGGGACGUCACCUCCACUGUGCUGGGGAAGGCACCCCGCCCGGGCCCGCGGCUGCUGCUGCUCCUGGAGGCCGACCUGUCCGCCCUGCGCCUCCUGGAGGCCCUGCUCCAGACCGCGCCCCACCUGCUGCUGCAAACCUGCGCUCUCCUCGCCUCGGACUUCACAGACGUUGUGCCAGGGGUGAGCGCCCUGUGCUCCUGGGCCGCGCUGUCCUGGGCCCUGGUGUGCUGCACCUGGUUCGCCGGCUCCGUGAAGCCGGGCCCCCUCCCCGCGCCGGGGGCUGCCCUCGCCUGCCAGCAGCUGUGGAGGAUGGGCAUGGUGGGGGCCCGCGUCCUGACUCUGGCGCUGUUCUUCAGGGCCCACCACGCCUGGGGGCUGGCCGUUGUAGGGGCCCACUGGCUGGGGAUGACGUUCUGGCUGGUGGCCCAGCAGAGCGACCUCGUGGACGGCACCUGCCACUGGAGGCUGUUCAACCUGCUCGUGGGGGCCGUGUACACCCUCUGCUACCUCGACGUGCGGGACAGCCCUUCCAGGAACCGGAUGGCCGCAUUCUACACGGUCAUGCUGCUGGAGAACAGCGUCCUGCUGCUGCUGUCCACUGACUUCCUCCAGGGGGCGUCGAGGACCAGCCUGUGGGCCGCGGCGGGAGCCUGGGCGGGAUUCCUGAUCGGCAGCGUCUCGCUGGUCACCUACUACGGCCUGCUCCACCCUAGGUGCUCGGACAUCCGGCGGGGCCUCGUGGGGAAGUCCUGCGGCGUCGCAGGGGGCGACACGCCAGAGAGAGGAUCUGCUCCCCCGGCCACCGCGGUAUCUGGGGAGAGGCCGGGGACCCCAGGCCCAGGGGAAGGGUAUGAGCUGACAAGCCUGGAGAAGCCCCCCAGCCCGCAGUGGGCGCCCCCAGAGGCUGGGCUGGAAAGCCAGGGGGCCGGGGGAGACUCGUUCUUCACGCACCACCACUGGCUGCUGCUGAAACUUGCCCUGAAAACGGGAGACGUGUCGAAGAUCAACGCAGCCUUUGCCAAGGGCCAGGCUGGCUGCCUCUGCUCCCCCGCGUGGGGGCUGAGCCCACACGACAACCGGCAGAGGGGGAGGGCGCGGCUCUCCCAGCAACAGCCCCCCUCGCCACCCCAGGGCCCCCUGGCCUUGGAGAAGGGCGCCGAGCUCCCCACUGACCUGACAGCAGGGGCCGACUCGUUGGAGACGUCGAGUUACGUCUCUGUGGACAGUGGCGGUUAUGACAAAGCUCCUGUCCAGAAGCCAUCAGCCACCCGGCAGGAGGACAGCCCGGGGGAAGGAGCGGGGGCUGUUUCUGGGGUGCGAGAAGGAGGCUCGGGGGGGCUGCAGGGAGGAGGGGAGGAGAGCACCACACUGUACUUCAGUGCCACUUCGGCUGAGGUGGCCGCGACCCCACACCAGGAAGGGGCGCGGGCCGCGCCGCAGACCCUGGGGGAGGGCAGCCCUGCUGGGCCGGCCUCACCGCAGCCGGCCACGAAGCCCUUCCCCGUCACCAUGGCCAACAUCAGCCCGAUCCUAGGCCCGGGCCCGGCCAGAAGGUUCCGCCCCAGCCCCAGCGCAGUCCUGCCCGGUGGGGCGCUGGGUGGCUCCAAGGGUGGGGAGGAGCCAGAGCCCACGAGGGACCUGGAUCGUCCUGCCACGGCCAGCCCCGGGACGUCCUGGUCCAAGGGGAGCCUGAGACCCCCCGACACGCCCCACCUCACGUCCACCCCCAAGGCGGAGUCCCCUCCCACGGCCGCAGCGGGCAGGAGGAGUGUGUGGUGCUCCCGGGACCCCAGCCACGCUGCCCGCCAGAGCCCUGGAGUCACCGAGCGGUCAGGGACCUGUGCCCCCUUGACCACACAAGAAGUCCCCUUGACCACCUCCACCCUGCUCUGGGUCCUGGCUCACCCCCCAGCAAACGCAUACUGGAUCCACCUGGAGCUGUAA